AUGUGCUCAAGGGGGCAGGCUAGUCAGGGCCCCCUCACCCCGACUGCGGAGGCCACGGCCUUGACCUUCCGCAGCACAGGCUGCGCCCGCAGUGUCAGUACUCGCCAGAAGGUCCAUGCCGCUUCAUUCUGUGAGGCCGAACAGACCCCCUCUUCUCUUUCAAACCCCAGAUCCUUAGCCGCUCUUCUGAGCCGAGCUGCUCUGAAAGACGCCAUGGGAACCGGUCAUGUGCAGAGUUUGCUCUUCCUCCUCCUCCUCCUCGGGGCCCCCUCCUUGGCCUCCGAACCUGAUUUCUACUGUCACAAGGGCGUAUCGAUGAGCAUAGUAAAGGACCCAAAGAGAACGUUUAAUUGGACCACCGACAAAGUUGAGACUUGUGACAGUGGGUCAUUCUGCCAGGAAUCCCUUUUGAUGAUUAAAUCAGGGGCCAAGACAGCCAUUUUGGCCACUAAGGGCUGCGUCUCGGAGGGGACACAGGCGAUAACGUACAUCCAGCACUCCCCACCGCCAGGCAUCAUCACAGUCUCCUACAGCAGCUACUGUGAGGAGUCCUUGUGCAACAGCAAGGAGAACUUACUGCAACUGUGGAGGGAGGAAGAGCCCCAAGCUGCCAGCAGGUCAGCACACCUCUACUGCCCAACCUGCGUGGCUCUGGGGGCCUGUUCAAAUGCUCCUUCUCUUCCCUGUCCCAAUGAUACAGUUCAGUGCUAUCAAGGAAGACUUCAGAUCACUGGAGGAGGCAUCAACUCACUUUUGGAGGUCAAAGGCUGCACUUCUGUAACUGGCUGCAGACUGAUGUCUGGGAUCUUUACAGUAGGGCCCAUAUGGGUGGAGGAAGUCUGUCCAUACCGGUCUGUACUUCAACCCCGAAAGAUUGAAAACCGGGCUGCCUGGCUUCCUGUUUACAUUUGGAGAUUAGAGCUAGUGCUGCUGCUAUUACUACAGUGA
Nyctereutes procyonoides (raccoon dog) is the source of this 948-nucleotide messenger RNA. It is a transcript of the gene TEX101, whose product is annotated as testis expressed 101. The transcript has 5 exons. NCBI's taxonomy places the organism in Eukaryota, Metazoa, Chordata, Mammalia, Carnivora, Canidae. Bases 1 to 948 code for a protein of 315 amino acids. Gene Ontology annotation, biological process: binding of sperm to zona pellucida; regulation of flagellated sperm motility. Gene Ontology annotation, cellular component: plasma membrane; plasma membrane raft. The record is from RefSeq and is a predicted model, not a curated record.